Molecule: messenger RNA, 1326 nt
Organism: Rhopilema esculentum
Lineage: Eukaryota; Metazoa; Cnidaria; Scyphozoa; Rhizostomeae; Rhizostomatidae
Source: RefSeq, a predicted model, not a curated record
AUGCAUCGCACAUUCGGCAAAGAACGGCAACAAAUUAUUUACGACCCAAGAGCGUUUAGAAGAUUUUGUAAAGAUAACGGUGCACAUACAAUAUUUGACAACAUUCUUGGUUCUUUAACAAACAGUCGACAAUCUAUAUCGAAAAGGCGUUCUCAAGAAUUUCGAACAUUAGAAAUAAUUUAUAAAAUGUGCUAUUGUAAAAGCCAAAAAUGUAAUUACAUGCAAAAAGAUCAUGGAAUAUAUUUUAAAUUCAGCCAUUUGACUCAAGAGGGUAUAGAUACCGAGUUUAAUCUUGGGAAUUCGGUUUGUCAUAAAACAUUGUCCAGCGAAAUUUCAAGAUUGUCAAAUACUAAUAGAGAAACUGUUAAUGCAGCUGUUAAAAACGCUAUAGAAAACAAGUGGCUAUUGAUAUUUAUAAUUGACGAUUAUACAUGUGUUCAUUCGACCCGUCGUCCAACAAACCAGCAAACAUCUUCUUCCAUUAAUAUGUGCACCAUAGUCUGUAGAAUUUUUCCGAAUAUCCCUGCCAUUCCCUUAAAAUCCACCGAAGAACUCCAUCACCCAGACGGUAUUGGAACUGAAGUUUUGAUAAAAAACAUGACAUCACUUGCGUCAAUGCAUGCCUUUAGCCAAACUUACGCGAGCUGUAUGCCAGAAUGGCUAAAGAACACUUUCUUCGAUCCAGAGCACGAGCGCCACCGACUGAAUGUCCAUCAAUACCAUAGUUCUGAGAACGUCAGAAAAAUGCGAUGCCUCGACAAUUUGUAUUUAUCUUUUUUUGAACAGCCACUGAAAAGUAGAGAAAAUUUCGAGGAGGCACUUAAGAGUGUGAUGAACUCUGCCAUUAAAGAGUACAUGUCUAGAUAUGCAGUUGUAGUCCCAGGAGAUUGGCCAGCGCAGUUUUACAUCCGCCAGACCGUAUACUCUUCUCUGAAUUCGAAAAAUAGUUCCAAGGUUGAAAAAAGCUUUAUUCAAAACCAGUUUCCAGUCCACCAUGACUAUGCAUUUAACAAUAACCAUAAAGAUGUUCACGGGUCAGCUUUUACCAACCCUUUGCAAUCUGCAGUACCGAUGCUUGGACCGCUGCACGUAUCAUUAAAUGCCCGAGAGGAUGUGAUGAUUAAUUUCCAUUUAUUUUUCAAGUAUAUUUAUGAACUGGUUUUUCCUCACAGUAAACUCGCUGAAAAACCUAAGCCUUGGAGAACAUCACUGAUCCUUGAAAUAGUAAGAGAAAGAGAAGUGAAAUCCUUGAAAUUCGUUCACAAAUCAAGACGAAAUUCUCCAAGUGCAAACACCCACUUUAUGCCACAUUUCUUAAUCUUUUAG